Plasmodium knowlesi strain H is the source of this 2415-nucleotide messenger RNA. RefSeq names its product aminopeptidase P, putative. The record is from RefSeq and is a predicted model, not a curated record. Lineage: Eukaryota; Apicomplexa; Aconoidasida; Haemosporida; Plasmodiidae. Gene Ontology annotation, molecular function: metalloaminopeptidase activity. The coding region runs from base 1 to 2415 and encodes 804 amino acids. The transcript has a single exon.
AUGCGUAUGAAUUCCCUCUUUUACGCCUUUUUUUGUUUAAUGGUAUUCCAUUUAAACAUUUUUUACAAGGGAACAAGGGUUAACUACGUUUCUGCCUACAUCAGCUCCAUCCACAAGUACACGAAUUACGGCAACGUAGGAAGUAACAUAGGAAACAACGAAGGCAAUAACGGAGGCCAUAAUAACCCUAAUAAGAUCGACAAUCACAAAAUAAGCGCCAACGAAACAUCUAACAGAUCAGCUGCCUCAUACUUCAAGAAAAAGUUCCCACAAAUUUAUCAGCAGAACGGUGCAAGCGUCCCCAGCGCGGUGGGAGAUUCUACACAGACUAGCGAGAAGAAGGAAUUUGAGAGAACCUCGCAACUGCAGCAGGAGGCAGAGGAACCUAGGCAACAGCUACAAGAAAGUGACAAUCUUGAAGAAGAUAAAGACAACAUGGCAGCUCCCAUAGAAGAGAGACUUGCAAACCUGAAGAAGGUGAUGCAAGAAAAUAACAUCGAUGUGUACAUCCUAAUAAAUAGCGAUGAACACAAUUCAGAAAUAAUAAACGACAAGGACAAGAAAAUAUAUUUCCUGAGCAACUACAGUGGAGCUGACGGUAUCCUAAUACUCACCAAGGACAAGCAAAUUCUAUACGUGAAUGCACUGUACGAAUUACAAGCAAACAAAGAAUUAAACCACGACAUCUUCACCUUACGAGUUAGCAGAAUUACCAACCGAGAUGAAAUAUACGAAACAAUUGCAUCCCUUGAAUUUAACAAUAUUGCUGUGGAUGGAAAAAACACCAGUGUCAAUUUUUAUGAAAAACUAAAGGGAAAAAUAGAGUCCACUUAUCCAGAAAAAAAAGUGGAAGAAAAAGUUAUUUACGGAAAAAAUAUGAACCAAAUUGAAAAAAAUGAAAAUAUAAACUUCCUAAUUUUAGAAAAAUCCUUAGUAGAAUUAAAACAAAAUGAAGUGAAUAACAAGCAGGUCUUUAUACAUGACAGAUUAUAUAACGGUGCAUGUGCAGGACAGAAAUUAGAAAAAUUUAGACAAGCAUUUUCCUUCGACAAGAAAAAUGUCGAUAAAAUAUUACUCUCAGAGUUAGACGAGAUUGCUUAUAUUUUAAACCUACGUGGAUUUGACUACACAUUUUCACCUCUGUUCUAUGGAUAUCUCUACUUCGAGUUCAAUAGGGAAAAGGACGAAUUUGGAAAAAUGAUUCUUUUCACUGUAUCGAAGAACCUCUCCCCAAGUUCCAUUAGACACCUCAACACAAUUAAAGUGGAUGUGAAGGAGUACGAAACCGUAGUUGAAUACCUAAGGGACAAUGUCUCGUCGAAAACGAUGGCACUCACCAAGGCAGGCAAUGAAACAAGCGCAGUUCAUACGAACCUCUCCGAAGAAUUUGAUUCUCAGAAAAAAUACGAAAUUUCCUUAAGCCCAUAUAUCAACCUAAUGAUAUAUAUGCUUUUUAAUAAAGAAAAAAUAUUGCUGGAAAAAUCUCCCGUUGUUGACUUAAAGGCAGUUAAGAACGACGUCGAAAUAGAUAACAUGAAAGAGGCACAUGUGCUAGAUGCAUUGGCACUUUUACAAUUUUUUCACUGGUGUGAUGAGAAGAGAAAAACUAAAGAGUUAUUUAACGAAACAGAAAUGUCCUUAAAAAAUAAAGUAGAUUAUUUCAGAUCCACCAAAUCAAACUUUAUCUCCCCUUCCUUUGCAACCAUUUCGGCCAGCGGACCAAAUGCUGCAGUUAUUCACUACGAAGUUACUGAAUCUACAAAUUCGAAAAUCACGCCAAGUAUAUAUCUCCUUGAUUCAGGAGGACAAUACUUACACGGAACCACAGAUGUAACUAGAACCACACACUUUGGAGAACCCACAGCGGAAGAAAAGAAAAUCUACACCCUAGUACUUAAAGGACACCUACAUUUAAGGAAGGUUAUAUUUGCCAGCUACACGAAUUCUAUGGCCCUAGAUUUUAUUGCACGAGAAAAUUUAUUCAAACACUUCCUUGAUUAUAAUCAUGGAACUGGACAUGGAGUAGGAUUAUUCUUAAAUGUCCAUGAAGGUGGAUGCUCCAUAGGACCAACAGCUGGCACUCCACUGAAACCUUAUAUGGUACUUUCGAACGAACCCGGAUUCUACCUUGAAAAUAAAUUUGGUGUCAGAAUCGAAAACAUGCAAUUUGUAAUUAGCAAGAAGAAAACAGACAACACAGAGUUCUACUCCUUCGAAGAUUUAACUCUCUAUCCGUAUGAAAAGAAAUUACUUGAUUAUUCUAUAUUGACGACUGAAGAAAUUAAGGACAUCAAUGAAUACCACGACAACAUUAGGAAAACACUCCUCCCCCGAUUGAAGAAGAACCCCUCUGAAUACGGAGAAGGAGUAGUCAAGUACCUCAUGGAUAUCACCCAACCGAUUUCGAUCAACUAG